Messenger RNA from Suncus etruscus (white-toothed pygmy shrew), 1009 nucleotides. It is a transcript of the gene LDLRAD1, whose product is annotated as low density lipoprotein receptor class A domain containing 1. Lineage: Eukaryota; Metazoa; Chordata; Mammalia; Eulipotyphla; Soricidae. Gene Ontology annotation, molecular function: protein binding. The coding region runs from base 1 to 942 and encodes 313 amino acids. The transcript is spliced from 7 exons. Gene Ontology annotation, cellular component: plasma membrane. The record is from RefSeq and is a predicted model, not a curated record.
AUGAACAAGGUCUUUCCCCAGGGCCAGCCCAAUGGCAGUGCGACUGCAGUGUCCAAAGGAGCAGCAGGCCUGGCCUGUGUCAAGACUGGUCUAAGGGAACUCUCUAGACGAGUGCUUGGGAGUCAUGCCUCCACUUCCACUGGAAGAAGAACCAAAGAAGGGAUUUUUCAGAUGGCCCAGCUAAGGACAAGGACAGCCACUGAUCCCUCAAAGGGGCAUGGGUUGGGAGUGACAUGCCUGGUCCAAUAUGGUUGCCUAGACCUUUUCUUCUCUAAGUCUCCUCUCCAUGACAUAAGGGACCUUGGAGGGUGCUGCUGGGUGGAAGGACGGGAGGCUGAAGGCACUGGGCAAGAAGACUGCAAGCAUCUGUCCGCCACUCACCAGCUCCUGGGCCACACUGCCUCCAGACACCUCUGUUGUUCUCGUGCUGGGGCCUUCCUCACAGCCUCUCUGCUACUUCUGCUGGCUACUGUUGGGGCUCUGCUCGCCCUGGUGGCCAUCUUGGGACUCCCUCCACGCACUCCAGCAGCCCAAGCCUGUGUGACACUGACCAAUAGGACGGGUUUUCUGUGCCACGAUCGGAGCCGCUGCAUCCCGGCCAGCAGCGUCUGUGACGGCGUCCAGACCUGCAGCCAUGGUGAGGAUGAGGAUGAAGCUCUAUGCGGAAAUGUGCCCCACAGCCUCCCCAACUUCCUGGUGGCCCCAUGUGGAGACCCGACCUCCUGGAUCUACACAGACCAGCGCUGUGAUGGGAUCAACAACUGUGGGGAUUGCUCCGAUGAACAGAGCCCAGUGACAGAGUGCUUGCCUUGUGGCCCUGGGUGGUGGCCCUGCCCACCCACCUUCUACAAAUACUGUGACUGCAUUCCGAGGAGCCUCUGCAGGGACGGCAGGCAGCACUGUACAGACUGGUCCGAUGAGAACUCCUGUCUCCGGCCCUGAGCUCAGCCCCAAGACCCCAUGGGGAGGGGGGGCGGAAUCCUGAGCAUCCGAUGCACAUUCUAAAGGA